This is a messenger RNA of Fusarium verticillioides 7600, 1462 nucleotides long. RefSeq lists its product as hypothetical. Gene Ontology annotation, molecular function: oxidoreductase activity. The transcript has a single exon. The record is from RefSeq and is a predicted model, not a curated record. Gene Ontology annotation, cellular component: cytoplasm. NCBI's taxonomy places the organism in Eukaryota, Fungi, Ascomycota, Sordariomycetes, Hypocreales, Nectriaceae. Bases 169 to 1302 code for a protein of 377 amino acids.
CUUCCUUUUCAAGAAGAUUGCUUUACAUAACUGGGUUGUUUCCAUAAUUUAUGCAGCAUUACCCUCUUGGAGCCGAAGCACAUCAUAUCUGAACUUCGGGCUCAAGAAGAACGUCCGGCAAAGGCGGGGUUGAUACGACGUUGAGAUAUAGAGACAUAUAAAUUCAACAUGUCCGACGGUCGCCAUGUCUCUCAAAAUGAGGAUAGAAAGCCUCAAGCGUCCAAUAUGAGCGUCGCAAACUCCAAUGUCGUCGUGAUCGGUGGCGGUAUCGUGGGUGCCUCGAUCGCUUGGCAUCUCUCCUCCGAGACAAACGUGACCAUCAUCGCGGAAGAUAUCGGAGGAGUAGCUACUCCCAACUCAUUCGCUUGGCUUAACGCUGCUUCGUCGGAUAAGAAGUUUUACUACGACUUUCGACUUCGGUCUCUCGAGCAUUGGAGGGAGAUUGAGAAAGCUGUUGAGAACUUACCUAUCCAUUGGGGAGGUACUACGAGCUGGGAUAAACCGCCUGAAGAACUUGAGGAGGAGCAAAAGAACCUGACUGCCUGGGGGUAUGAUGUUAUCCGUGUUGAUAAGACGGAGAUAUCGAAGAGAGAACCCCAUAUUGAAGAGACGAAGCUUCCGGAAUGGGGUCUUGGUUAUGAUCAGGAGGGAGCUCUGGAACCUGAAAACGCGGCUGAGUUACUGAUCAACCUCGCAAAAGAUAACGGCGCCAAAGUCCUCGAGACCAAAGUAGCAGGGCUCACUAAGAAGAACGGUCACAUUAGUGGUGUUACUCUCUCAUCCGGAGAAACCAUUCCAGCAGACCAUGUCGUCGUAGCCGCAGGUCUAGGAAGCGUCUCCCUCCUCGCAUCGCAAAACAUCCCCCUCCCACUGAAAAGCACAGCUGGUCUUCUCGUCAACACAAAACCCACCCCGAAAAAGCUUAUCAACGGCGUAAUAAACGCUCCCGAAUUACACAUCCGUCAAACCCUCGAAGGAGCCUUGCUUUUCGGCUCAAGCUACGCGGGUGGAGACCUAGGCGACGAUCCCGAAAAGACAGCACGUGAACUCUUCACCAAGCUUCAGACGUCAGUUGUAGGUGGCGAUGAGCUUGAGUUCAGUCACUAUACUAUUGGCCAUAGAGUAUUGCCUGAAGAUGGACUGCCGAUUCUUGGAGAGACGGGACUGGAUGGACUUAGUGUUGCUGUGAUGCAUUCUGGGGUUACGAAUGGAGCUCUUGUGGGGCAGUUGUUGAGCAGGCAGAUACUCACUGGGGAGACGGAUCCUAUACUGGAGAAUUUCCAACUCAGUCGUUUUGCAUGAAGCCUUGUCACAGAAGUUACAUUAUCUUGAGAUGACGACGAUCAUACUUUGGAGUGUCCUUCCGUUGUUGUUUCGGUCAUGUCCUCUACUUAGUCUCGAUGCGACCUGAAUCAAUAUUUGCGGUUCUUUCUCUCCACUGUAGCCAUAAAUCCAUGUCAAG